Molecule: messenger RNA, 5195 nt
Organism: Vombatus ursinus (common wombat)
Lineage: Eukaryota; Metazoa; Chordata; Mammalia; Diprotodontia; Vombatidae
Product: cilia- and flagella-associated protein 43-like
Exons: 38
Coding region: 66-5018 (1650 amino acids)
Biological process (GO): cilium assembly; sperm axoneme assembly
Cellular component (GO): axoneme
Molecular function (GO): protein binding
Source: RefSeq, a predicted model, not a curated record
AUUUUUGUAAAAGGAGAUUCACGAUUCCAUGAAGUUCUCUUUUGUUCUGAACACCUCCAGCUACGAUGAGUGGCAAAGACAAAGAGACAUCAGACAACAAGCUGAGCGCAAUCCUGUCUGUGAGAUGGGUGCAGGGAUUCCCUGUGAAGAAUAUUGCUUUUAUCAACAGCACCACAAUUUGCUACCCUUGUGGCAAUUUUUUAAUUUUUGUGAAUAUGGAAAAAAAGAGAAGGACUGUUCUACAGUGUAUGAAUGGAAAAGUGGGUGCUAUGGCAACUAAUAUUCCUUAUGAAGUGGUGGCUUUUUCAGACCAGAAGCUUAAACCCUCCAUCUACAUAUACAACUUCCCUUCACUGACCAAAAGGGCCAAAUUAAAAGGGAAUGCUCAGUUGGACUACACUUUACUUGAAUUUAGUUACUCUGGAAUAUACCUGGCUAGUUACUCUGCAAUUCCAGAACACGAAGUAACACUUUGGAAUUGGGAAACAAAAGUCAUUUUGUGUAGAAGAUCACAACCAGGUAUGGAAGUAAGCCAGAUGACGUUUAACCCCAUGAACUGGCGCCAACUGUGCCUAUCCAAUACAAAUUUUGUAACUAUAUGGAAUAUUGAAAGAUGCAAUACGGAUCAUUAUUUUAAACCAAAGCCAAUAAAUCUUCCUACAGAGGAUGGGACUUUUAUAAAGGAAUUCGAAGGAUUGUUCUCCCAAGGGCUCAAAGAUCCUUUCUAUGGACCCAUAUUACCACUUUCUGCUGUUGCUGGGCUAGUUGGUAUAGAAGCAGAAAACUUCAGGCCUAAAGAUCAUUUUCGUCCCUUGCUUCAUCCUACUGCACACUGUUGGAACUCAACAAAUAACCUCUAUGUUUGCUGCGAAGAGGGUCAUAUUCUAUUCAUUAACGGAGAAAAUCUGCUUGUCACUAUUCUGUCACCGUCACCAGAAAACCAUUCCAAAAUUGAGAGGAUCAACACUAUGGCAUUUUAUAAAGAAGGACUGUUUGUUUCUGGAAAUGAUGGCAUUUUGCAUUCUAUUACUAUCAAGGAAAGUAACUACACUAUAAAGGACCACAUCAGUUUACAAGCCUCUGUGAAGAAUAUUGUAUUUUCUCCUGAUUAUACACAAAUACUACUUCUAACAGAAAAUGGAUCUGUUUUUUACUAUACUUUUGGAGAAAAGCCAAAAAUUGAGUCAAUCUUGGAUGCAUCUGGUGGCAAUAUACAGGCAAUUGACUUUGUCACACUUGGAAACCAAUACUGCAUGUCAAUAAGCCUUUCAGGAGAAUUUUAUAUUUGGUUGAUAGAAGAUGGAUCUCCUGUCAGUAGAUUAUGCCUUAAGACAGAGGUAAAUGAUAUGGCUUGCUGCCCCUCUUCGCUUUCAGUGGCUGUGGGUACCACUGCAGGAUAUAUGCUGUUCCUUGACAUUUCUAAUCUCCAAUCCCCUCGACUUGUUCACAAAAUCCUCCUGACCAGUUCUUCUAUACAGCAUGUACAUUACGAUCAGCAUGGUUUGUUUUUGAUAAUUGGAACGUCUGAUAGAUAUAUCUUCUUAUUGAGUUCCAAAGCCUCAGAAACAUUCAGGAUUAUUGGAUUUACAGAAGUGAGUGGUAACAUUUUACAAAUAUGUACAGUUUGUGUUUGGGGAACUAACAAAAUUCAAGUUAUGGUCCUUGAAGAAUCUUCAGAAAAUGAAAGAAGCAAGCUAGAAAUGUUCACUCUGACUGAUGAAAUCUUAGCAGAUGCUGCCAAAUAUAGUAAUGAAAGAGGGAGACUGAAAAAUGAAUUAUUUGCAAGGACCCUGUACGAAAUAAAUCAUCCCUUAACCUCUGCCGUCUUGGAUUUCGAUUGUGAAAAAAUAUAUGGCUUUUGUAGCCAUGUGCCAUAUAUCUGCACCUACAGUAUUCCUAAAAAGGAUAGUGAAGACAUAGUUCUCAAAAUAGAGAACAAAAUGCCAAGUAAACAUUAUGGAACUGGAAUGCUCUAUCUGUCAUAUCAUGGCCAGUGGCUGGCAUCAACAGCUAAAGAUGGAAUACUGAGCAUCCGUGAUAGUAAUAGUUUGGAACCAUUUGCCCGGGCACGGUGCCAUUCUUACCCGGGAAAAGGAAUUCAGUCAAUCAAAUUUUCAUUAGAUGGCCAAUCUAUACUAGUGAAUGGUAAAGAAGAUGGUGCCCUUGUUUGCCUGAAAUGGAAGAGUAUGAGAGGACAUCUAAUUCAACAUGCUACUGAAUAUUUUCAGGCCUUUGUACCAUAUUUGAACAGGAACAUUUUAGAGCAAAAUGUAUCUUUAUACUACAUGACAGAUAUCCAGUUCUUUUUGGAUUCACUCUAUGAAGAUCCAUUAUAUUACAUAAAGAAGCCAUUUUCCCAAGCUAACUAUGAAGAUGAAACUAGUUGGUUACAAAGGAAAAAUGAAGAGGCCACCAAAAAAGAAAUCAAAGAGUUUAGUAAAAAAAAGAAGGAACUAAAAGAAGAAAUCAAAACUUUGACUAAAACUAUUCAGGCUAUGAUGAAUGAAAAUGAGUUGGCAUCUGAGAUUGCACAAUUAGAGCAACAGGAAUUCAGUCUGGAUGUUGAAGAAAUGGAAAGACUUCACGAUGAAGGUGAAGAAGAAGUGGAAAAGAUUAAAAAGGAAACAGAAAUGGAAAAUCUAGCUAAGAAGUAUUUAUGUCACAUUUUGAAAGAAGAAUGCUGGCACUCCAUGCACAUAAAAGGCCGAUCACUUAAGUCCUUUCGUGGUCUUUUGGAGGUUAAAAAUUUCCCAAUGAAAGCACGCACUCCAGAAGAGCUGGAAGAACUGGAGACAGUUUUACGGCUAAGGAAGACUGAAGAAACUGAAUAUAAACUACGGAAGGAAAUUGUAGAAGUUCAAUCCACGGCUUUAAGUAAAAAGGAUCCUGAAGAGGAAGAGGAGGAGGAAGAGGAAGAAGAGAGAGAAAAAAAGAGAGAGAGCAACUUAAUCAAUUACUUACUUGGCAGCUUAAGUUCUGAGCUUGGUGCAGACACAAGUAUGUUAUAUAACCAGUUAGAACUUCACACCAGAGAAGAGAAAAUCAACCAGAUUGUAUUACUAAAGGACAUUAUUUACAACAUCAAAACUGAAUUUAAUAAAGACUUUGAUAUUGUAUAUCAACAAAAAGAAUUGGAAAUAGCACGUGUGAAUGAAAGAAAUAUACAUAUUCAAGGAAUUAUUACAGAAUUAGAUCUUGGGGAACAGAUAUGGCAACCAGUAUUUGAAGACUGUGAGAAGCCAGAGAGGAUUCUAGUUGUAGAAGAUCACGAGAUUAAAGUUCAAAGAAUCCUUACCCCAUGGGAAAAAGAACAAGCAGCAUUAACUGAAGCUCUUGAACGGGAAAGACGUCGUUUAAGUCAGAGGGAUGAUGUAAGACGUCGAGCUUUGAUGGACAUGAUGGGUGGAGUUCUAGAAGUCAAGAAAGAAGAUAUUUUGAAGAUGGUAAUUCCUCAGCCUGCCUGUAUGGCUAAACCUGAUACUCUAUGGACUGAAGAAGAAAAGAAAAUAAUCAAAGAAUAUGAGAAAAAAGUCAAAGAUUUAAAUGAGGAAAGAGAGAAAUACAAAAAGUCAUUGGAUGCUGAAUUAAGGAAGCUUCAAAACUCUAUUGAAGAAACAACACAAAUUUUUGAUGGUCAUCUGGGAAGACUGUUUCAAAGGAAGGUGAAAUGUGAUAUGGUUAUAAACCAGGAGGAAUUAAAAAUAGCCAGCCUUACUUUCUCUUUACUGCUAGAUGAAGAACUACUAACAAGAGAAAUAGGACUGAAUGGCUUCCUUGAAAGAAAACAAAAAGAAAAAAAAUUCACUACAGAUGAAAUCUACAAAGCUCGUGAAGAACUUGAUGCAUACAGGGAAAAUUAUGGCAGCUUCCUUAUAGAAGACAAAGUUCUGGAGCGGGGAUUUAAAAAAGAGUUUGCUGAGCUUCAAGGUCAUCUGGUUGAAACACUCUACAAACAGUACAAACGCCGACCAAGGCCGCCAAAGCAAAAGCAAGCAGAGGUUGCUAGCCCUUUUGGAGAACGGCGAGGGUCUGUCCAAAUUCAGAAGGAGAACUUUGCCCAAUUAAUGAAUGGCAUGGAGGAGCUGGAUAAUCCAAUUAAUAUGCCAGAAGGCAUAGAACCUGCAGUCUGGAUGCAUUUCUGUGAUCUAAGAAGAACAAAAGUGGAAAGUGAACAAAAAGUAAAGCAAAAAGCCCUUGUUAUGCUGGAAAUGCAGGCCUUCCUCCGGAAAAGAACUGAGGAUGAUGAGAAGGUGCAAAUGGACAUGGAAAAAGUUUUCCAGGAACUCUUCAUAUUACAAGAAGAGAAAAUGCAUUUUCAGCUGGAUUUGACGGUUCAACUCUUGCUUACACAAGGACAAGUGGAACUGGAAAAUUUCCAAUUUCUAUUCAAUUUCAGAGACUCCAUUCUCAUUAACAGGGUUAUAAUUGAAGAUAUAAAUAGCAUAAUCCGGUCCCAAGGUCAAAAGAAAGUUACCAGAAUGGUAGAAAGUAAGGAUUUCCACAAAGGAAUAUUUCAGAUUGAAUGGGAACAUAAGAAAAUGGAGAUGGAAAUGGAAGAUUUAAACCAAAAGGCUUGGGAUAUUCAGAUGCUGUUUCUUUCAAGAGAUCGUCAAAAGUUCCUAAAAGAACCAAACUAUGAGCUCCUGAUUGGCUACCAAAUUGCUAUGAUGGAGCAGAAUAUGGCUAUUAUAGAUAAGGCUCACAAAAGAGAGGUGGAAGCCUUCAAAAAAUUAUUCAAGCAACUAGGAAAGUUAAUCACUCAAAGAGAUUUAGCAAAUUAUACUCUAAGUUGUGAACUAAAAGAAGAGUUGGUGACCAUCAGCGAAAGAAGAAAAAUCUGUAAAUCACUUGGAUCUAAGCUGACUUGUGAAAAGAUUGCCAUGGAACGUUAUGAUGCUAUGUUGCAACAACAAAAGCUAGCAGAUAUUUCAAGAAGUCAGGUUGAACAGAUUGCAAUUUUGCAGGCAGAAGUUGAAAGACUAAGAAUGAAAACAUUUCCUGCACUUGCUCAAAUGUAGAAAUGCUGAUGGAAAACAUGAAGACAUCACAUAUUUUAAAAUCCGUUCUCAUUUUCUUAAAAUUUCUUUUCUCUAGUGACAGAAAAACUAAAUACUCUUAAUUUACUAGCCCCUCCCUCUAUCCCUUAAUUGAAAAUCUUUGGAAUCUCCCAAAAAGUUGUAGAAAUAUAAGUUUGU